Molecule: messenger RNA, 1206 nt
Organism: Candoia aspera
Lineage: Eukaryota; Metazoa; Chordata; Lepidosauria; Squamata; Candoiidae
Gene: SVOPL
Product: SVOP like
Exons: 11
Coding region: 1-1206 (401 amino acids)
Biological process (GO): transmembrane transport
Cellular component (GO): membrane
Molecular function (GO): transmembrane transporter activity
Source: RefSeq, a predicted model, not a curated record
AUGGUGUUUUUUGGCUACAUGCUAGCUAGUGUAAUGUUUGGCAUUCUAGCAGAUAGAUUUGGUCGUUGUAAGGUUUUAUUCAUCUCCUUUGCAUGGGGAGCCUAUUUCUCUUUGCUGACAUCAUUUUCUCCUUCAUACAUCUGGUUUGUCUUUCUCCGGACCCUUGUAGGAUGUGGCGUGUCAGGUCAUUCACAAGGGCUUAUAAUAAAAACAGAAUUUUUGCCCACAAAAUAUCGUGGCUAUAUUUUACCAUUAUCACAGGUAUUUUGGUUGGCAGGCUCCUUAUUAAUCAUUGGAUUGGCAUCAGUUGUUAAUCCAACUCUUGGGUGGCAAUGGCUGAUACGAAUUGCUUCUAUUCCAGGCAUCGUUCUUCUGCUAGCAUUUAAGUUUAUCCCUGAGUCUGCUCGAUAUAAUGUAUCUUGUGGAAAUGAUAAAGCAGCCCUUGCUACACUCGAGUGGAUUGCUAAAAUGAACCGUUCUGUUAUGCCUGAAGGAAAGUUGGUAGAAACUGUUGAAGAAAAACGGGGUAGAUUCAAAGACCUACUUGAUCCCAAAUACUUGCGGACGACUUUGCAGAUAUGGAUUAUAUGGCUUGGAAUUUCUUUUGCUUAUUAUGGUGUCAUCCUGGCCAGUGCAGAAUUACUGGAGAAGGAUCUGGUUUGUGCAAUGGGAGGAGGACUGGAGGAAAAGGCUGAGCUGGGCCAUUCUGAGGAGUUUCAGAGCCCUUGUCUCUGCUAUACGUUUGCGCCAUCUGAUUACCAGAUCAUGUUCAUCAGCACAGUAGGAGAAAUUGCAUUAAAUCCCUUAAAUAUUCUUGGCAUCAAUUUCCUGGGAAGACGACUGAGCUUGACAAUAACAAUGGGAUGCACUGCUGUUUUCUUUCUUCUGCUCAAUAUAUGCACCUCAGUUUCUGGACUUAUUGGUUUCCUCUUUAUGCUGCGUGCUUUUGUAGCUGCAAAUUUCAAUACUAUCUACAUUUACACAGCAGAGGUUUAUCCUACCCCCAUGAGAGCUUUGGGAUUAGGGACCAGUGGCUCCCUGUGUCGUAUAGGUGCUAUGGUGGCACCUUUUAUAGCACAAGUACUUAUGAAUGCUUCUUUCUUGGGGGCACUGUGCCUUUUUGCCUUGGUUUGCAUUGUGUGUGCCAUCUCUGCUUUCACUCUACCCAUAGAGACCAAAGGGAGAUCACUUCAGGUGGGUAUUUAA